UAAACACCUCCACACAGAACAAGCUUUCUGUGAGUGAGUGUGAGUGUGUGUGUGUGUGUGUGUAAGCAUCGCAUUGAUUCAACCAAAAGGCAACCUCUGUGAAUUAAAAGUGCAGUUAAAAGUGUGUUUGCUGCAGUCCAAGCUGACUGAUACAACAUACUAAGAUAACCAUAAACAGUCAAAGCUGCGCUUUGAGAGGUAACUCAGUAGCGGUCAAACAUGGCUAGAAACAGGAAGCUUGCCUGUAAACCUCUUGUUCAAGCUUCAACAUCCGCAGGUUUUAACAAAAUCCAACAACAAAUGUAUCAACCCCCAGAUCCAAUAUUGUAUUCUCUUCUCUUGUCUUCUCUUAUAAUUACAAUCCUAUUCAUGCACGUCAUGUCUAAUGGGUAGUAAAAAUGUAUUCUGGUGAUAAUACUACUGUUUGUGCCCAAGUCUGUCAUGCAGUUCUGAAUGUGUCAAUAACCACUCCUCCACCACUAUUUUAAGGUAGUAUGGACCCUCAUAAAGGCUAAACACAGCAUCAACAGCAAUUUAAACAUUUUUAAGUUUAUUAACUAUUUCUUUCUGUAGUAGUUUUUAUUGUUGGUGGUGGAGUCGGCCAUUGCUGCCUAGGAUUCACAAAUAAGCACAAAGGAUACACAAGCAGGAAACGAUGCAUGCAUGUAGUCUAUUGUUACCAUUUGCAAUUUUAUCUCAUUGACAUCAGCCUCAGUGUUCAUUUCUAAUGUUGUAUCAGAGCUGACGCCAACAAAGCAUUUCCUACUGCUGCUCACUCACAUUAAAAGCAUUCAUCUGGUGAAACACAGGGCAGCUUUAUUGUGAAGGAGUCACAGGAAACUCACCUUGUUUGUCACUGACAUUAGGAUUGACUGCUAUUGUUUAACACAAAUGUAAUUUUUGACCAGCUGAUCAGUUUGAAAUAUAUAACAGAGAGAAACAGAAUGAGAGGGAGCAACCACAGUGAGCUGUUAGAUGAAGAGCUGCAGGCGACACAGUAGUUGCACAUCUCCAACUCUUCGGCAAGGUACUACCGGGAAAAAAAGGACAAAAUGGCUCAGACAAACCCUAUGCCCAUGGGCCCUUGGAAGAUCACCGUGUACGAUCAGGAGUACUUCCAGGGCAGGCGUAUGGAGUUCACCGCCUGCUGCCAGAACAUCAUGGAGUGUGGGAUGGAGAACAUCCGCUCCCUGAAGGUUGAGUGUGGCGCCUGGGUCGGUUAUGAGCAUUCCAGCUUCUGCGGCCAGCAGUUUGUCCUGGAGAAGGGAGACUACCCUCGCUUUGAGGCCUAUAGUGGCAGCAACGCCUACCGCAUCGAGAGGAUGAUCUCUUUCAGGCCCAUCUGCUGUGCUAACCACAAGGAGUCCCGCAUGACCAUCUUUGAGAUGGAGAACAUGAUGGGUCGUCAGUUCGAGCUGUGUGACGACUACCCCUCUCUGCAGGCCAUGGGCUGGAUGAACAACGAGGUUGGAUCCAUGCAUGUUCAGUGUGGAGCCUUUGUGUGCUACCAGUACCCUGGCUACCGUGGCUACCAGUACAUUAUGGAGUGUGACUGUCGUGGAGGAGAGUACAAGUGUUUCCGUGAGUUUGGCUCCCACUCCCAGACUCCCCAGAUUCAGUCCAUCAGGAGGAUCCAGCACUAAGAGGGGAGCACUUCCUUCACACUUCCUUAUCUUCUCCUCCUCUCCCUCCUCCUGCACUUCCAUCCCUCCUUCUCUUCCUCCUCUCCCCCAACCUCCAUCUCCCCGGCUUUGUUGGUCCAGCUAGUCUAAGCAGGAUCCUGGGCUGGAGUUCAGGUGCUUACUGGUGUCAGUUGUUCACAGCACUUUUUUUUUUAAAGAAACAUCACAAAAAGAAAGGAAAGAUGUAAGAAAGACAGAAAACAGGAAUGACAGAAUUGUAAGAAAAAGCUGAAUCAGUGUGACAGAGAGGCCUCAUCAGCCGAGGUUGGCUGCAGAAUGGUGAAAACAACUCAAAGUUUUUGCUCUUUUUCAUCUCCACCAUCGAUGGCAUCAUCAUCGUCAUUGUCUUCUACAUCAACACGAUCACCAGUCUUGCUGUUUACUGUGAUAUCCAUGACUGCCUGUGUUCAAGACGAUGAAUAAAGAGAAUGAGCAAAGAAACGGAGAGAUUCAAAAUACGAUUGACAUGUACCUCAAUCAUAUCUGUGUCUUGUCUUUCUCUACUGAAACUUUGACACCUCUGGAAAAUAGCUCAAAUUGUAAUAAUCACCCUGCAAAACAUGAACUUAUUAGGUAAUUCCCAUGGGCAAAAAAGUUAAAGUGUGGAUGAGAAUCAGUCUCUGAAAACCGCACUGACCUGUCACAG
Molecule: messenger RNA, 2328 nt
Organism: Micropterus salmoides (largemouth bass)
Lineage: Eukaryota; Metazoa; Chordata; Actinopteri; Centrarchiformes; Centrarchidae
Product: beta-crystallin A1-like
Exons: 6
Coding region: 1053-1643 (196 amino acids)
Biological process (GO): visual perception; lens development in camera-type eye
Molecular function (GO): structural constituent of eye lens
Source: RefSeq, a predicted model, not a curated record